GGAAGUCUGAAGGCUGGAGAGUCUGGCCCAGGAUGAGGCAGCAUCCCAGCAUGCACUGCAGCCGGUCACAAGCCCCUUAUUGGAGUAUCGCGAGAAAGCAGAGUCUGCUAGACGCGCCACAAUGGAGUCCUGUCCUCCUCGGAGGCACAUGCUGGCCUCGGACAUAUUGACCAGCGCCAACCCCCCCAUGUCUCCAGACUCCAGUGGGGAGCUGUCUCCAUUUGACCUAUCUGGAGACUUAGGGGACAUAUGCCCGGGCUCCCCCACCGAUGAUGGACUGGAUGGGAACCAGCUGGACAGUUCAGCGGGACAGAAGUGGGACAAUCACACGGAGAUUGCCGAGCAGGCCAAACAUGAAGCUGAGAUUGAGAAUAGAAUAGCAGAGCUACGUAAGGAGGGCUUCUGGACUCCGCGGCGCCUAUCAAAGUUUCCAGAACCCACUCGUCCUAAAGUGCAGUGGGACUAUUUGUGUGAAGAGAUGCAAUGGCUGGCUGCAGACUUCGGCCAAGAAAGACGCUGGAAGAGGGGUGUGGCCAGGAAGGUUGUCCGGAUGGUGGUUCGUCACCACGAGGAGUUGAAGCAGAAGGAGGAGAGAGCCCGGAGAGAAGAGCAGGCCAAGCUGAGGCGCAUCGCCACCUCCAUUGCUAAGGAAGUGCGGCAGUUCUGGACUAACGUGGAGAAGGUGGUGCAGUUUAAGCAGCAGUCCCGUCUGGAGGAGAAAAGGAAGAAGGCCUUGGACCUGCAGCUGGACUUUAUUGUUGGCCAGACAGAGAAAUAUUCCGACCUUCUCAGCCAAAGUCUAAGUGAAACUAUUCCUGUCAGUAAGACCAGCUCCUCGUGUGUUGGCUCGUCCCAGGGAGGCUCGCUUCGGACCAGUCCGGCCCCAUCCAUCUGCCGGAAAGCAGCAGAUGGAGAUGGUGACUUUCUGCCUCAUGAUUCUGAAGAGGAAGAGGAGGAUGAUGAAGCGACUAUAGAGAUAGAGGAGCAGCAGGAGGGGAAUGAUGCAGAGGCUCAUCGUCUGGAGCUAGAACUCCUCAAGCGGGAGAGUGAGCUACCUCUAGAUGAGCUGCUGCAGAACCUGCCUCCUGAGGUCCUACAGGAUGACUGUCUCAUGCAGGAUCCUGUUUCCAGUGAAGAAGGCACAGAGGAGGAGGAGGAAGAGGAGCAAGUGGAGGAGGAAGAUGAUGAGUUCACAGCAAAUGAGGAUGAAGCUGAGGAUGAGGAGGACACGAUUGCGGCAGAGGAGGAGAUGGCCGGACAGCAGGAUCAUGCCGAGGAGCUCUCCCAGCUGGCUAGAGACGGGGAGAUGUCCUUAGACGAGCUACUACUGAAAUACUCUGUGCUGCCAUCAGAGGCUGAGAGCCCUAGUCAGAGUGAGCAUGACAGUGCGGGCAACCAGGAGGAGUAUGGCUCUUCAGAUUGUGACUCUUCAGACCGUGAAUCGGAAGGAGUGGAGUUUCUUCUCAAACUGGAUGCAGAGGAGCCGGUGGGUGACACCCUGGAGCACGAGCCGCCCGAGCCAAAGAAAGAAAUCACUGAUAUCGCUGCCACCGCCGAAUCUCUACAGCCAAAGGGAUACACAUUGGCCACCACUCAGGUGAAGACCGCGGUUCCGUUUCUCCUGCACGGGGAGCUCCGGGAGUAUCAGCACAUCGGCCUGGAAUGGCUGGUGACUAUGUACGAGAAGAAGCUGAAUGGGAUUUUGGCGGAUGAGAUGGGGCUUGGGAAAACCAUUCAGACCAUCUCCCUGCUGGCCCAUCUGGCCUGUGAACGUGGUAAUUGGGGCCCUCAUCUGAUUAUCGUUCCUACCAGUGUCAUUUUAAACUGGGAAAUGGAGUUGAAACGUUGGUGCCCCAGUUUCAAAAUACUCACUUAUUAUGGCUCUCAGAAAGAACGUAAACUUAAAAGACAGGGAUGGACUAAAGCCAACGCUUUCCACGUGUGCAUCACCUCGUACAAGCUGGUCCUACAAGAUCACCAGGCCUUCCGCAGGAAGAACUGGAAGUAUCUGAUCCUGGACGAGGCUCAGAACAUCAAGAACUUCAAGUCGCAGCGCUGGCAGAGCCUGCUGAACUUCAACAGUCAGAGGCGGCUGCUGCUCACUGGGACGCCGCUGCAGAACUCGCUGAUGGAGCUGUGGUCGCUCAUGCAUUUCCUCAUGCCGCACGUCUUCCAGUCUCACCGAGAGUUUAAGGAAUGGUUUUCGAAUCCCUUGACGGGCAUGAUCGAGGGCAGCCAGGAGUACAACGAGGGUCUCGUGCGCAGACUGCACAAGGUGUUAAGGCCUUUCCUCCUCCGCAGGAUUAAGCAGGAUGUGGAGAAGCAGAUGCCCAAGAAAUACGAGCACGUUAUCUACUGUCGCCUGUCCAAGCGCCAACGCUUCCUGUAUGAUGACUUCAUGUCACAAGCCGCGACGCGGGAGACUCUGGCCAGCGGCCAUUUCAUGAGUGUCAUCAACAUCCUCAUGCAGCUCCGCAAAGUGUGUAAUCACCCCAAUCUGUUUGACCCGCGCCCCAUCCACUCGCCCUUCAUCACCAGCGGCAUCUGCUAUACGGUCCCUUCCUUGGUUCUUCAUGCUCGGCAGCGCCACCCACUCGAGCAUAUAGACAUGUCUUUGUUUGACCUCAUUAACAUGGAGGGGCAAGUAAGUCGAUAUGAGCGGGAUGUUUUCCUGCCCCACUACAAGCAGUCGCGCCCCCUGAUCCAAGAGAUUGCAGAAUCCCCGGAGCCGCCUCCUAGACCGCGGCCACUCAAGAUGAAGGUGAACAGAAUGCUGCAGCCUGUCAAGUCCGAAUCGCGCUCUGUCGUCGUAGUCAACAAUUCUCAGCCCAUGCGGAAGUCUCCGGAUGUGCUCCCCACCCCCCAGCCAGUGGCUCCUCAGUCGCUGACCCCGAGCACUGGUCCUCUGACACCACCGCCCAUACCUGCUCCGAAGGCUCCGCUCCCCGUGCAGUUCUGUCCAGUUACCACGUCCGUGACCCCAGUGUCCAACGGCGCAGGGAGGUCUGUCCCGGUCCACAGCGCUCAGUCUGUGUGCAGUGCCCCCCAGAGGCUCAUACUGACCCCCGACAUGCAGGCGCGGCUGCCCUCCGGAGAAAUAAUUAGCCUGGCACAGUUGGCAGCACUCGGUGGACGCCCCCUUCAGAGUCAGUCUGUCACUAAACCUCUCACUCUGCAGCUGCAGGGCACCAAACUGACAUUAACUGGCGCUCCGGUGCGGCCCCUGGGAGUGGCCCAGCCGCGGCCCAUGCAGGGUAAUGUGCUUCACCUCGUCUCGUCUGGUGGCCAACAUCAUCUGCUCAGCCAGCCGGCGCAGCUCGCUCUCAUCCAAGCGUUGGCACAGCAGGCAGCAUCGCCUGCUCCGCCCGUUCCUCAGUUGGUGCAGAGCAGUGCCCAGGGGCAGAUGGGGGUCCAGGCGCUGUCAGUGCAGUCUCUCCAGCACACGCUGCUGAACAGCACCAAUCUUCCAGCAGCUCCUCCUGGCCAAGCGCCAGCCACAGGUGUGGUGAAGAUUGUGGUGAGACAAUCGACCAGAGAGGUUCCAGCAGCUCCUCAGCGCCAUCCUGUUGCGCCCCCUGUGCGUCCUCUUCUCAGAGUUGUUCCCGGCCCUUGUACAGAACGUGAGGGACCUGGCGAGCAGCGCGCAGCUCCAGUUGUUUCCACCUCCACCCUGACUCUGACCACCAGCCCUCUGCUUAUGAUGUCCAGCCCAACGCUGACCGCAAGGCUCCCCUCCCCCAGUCCUGCGCAGCCUUGUAUGGAGGAGCCCCCGGGCCCUGCUGUGUCUAGUGUGGCUCUGCGGCUAUUGACCACGUCUGCAGCUGUGCAGCUGACAAACCACCACUCGCCGCCGCCUCCUAGGCACAUGCAGAGCCCUGCACUUCCCAACUGCUCUCCUACUGCCACACACAUCCCCAGCCUCGCCAACUGCGCCUCCACCGAAAUGGCACCUUGUCCUGCUGCCUUAAAACUGGGGCACACUCCAGAUGGCGCUGGUAGCCCCCUAGACGUGCAGUCUGUACAAAACGGUAAUUGUACAGCUGUCCAGGUGUCUCAAUCUGUCCCAGCCUCCACCACAGCUGCAGACGGUGCCCUGUAUGUCAAUCUCAUCCCAAACCCUCCUUCUCCAACUCCUAGCAUCCCCAAAAUGGCUGCUGCCACCCCCACAUACAACCUGAGUUUAGUGCCUGCUCUUCUGGCAAACCCCUCUGCCACCACGGUGUCCAGCUCUUACCCUAUCCCGGCUCGUUUCCUCACCAGUCCAGUAUCUCUGCUGACUCUCUCUGCUCUCCCUUCCAGCAACAGUGGGCCCAGCCCUGUCCUGUACACCCCACCCAGUGCCGCCUCAGUGUCUGCCUCUAUACCCUUACUGGCAGCACCCGUCUCGUUUACAGCUCCGCUGACCAUGUCCCCCAGCACCCAUAGUUCAUUUUCUGCUUCGCUGCCUGAGACUUCAUCCCAGCCCCCGCGGACAGUUGUGUCUACUCAGUCACCUUUAAUGCCUGUACCAGGUCCUGGUAAUCUGUCGGCUCCGACCACCGCUCCUCCCAUACCUGUGCAGUCUAUGCCAAUUCCCGCGGCCGCCCCCUUCCCUGUGCUGACUGCCCCGGCUUCUGCGGCCGCCCCCUUCCCUGUGCAGUCUAUGCCAAUUCCCGCGGCCGCCCCCUUCCCUGUGCUGACUGCCCCGGCUUCUGCGGCCGCCCCCUUCCCAGUGCUGUCUGCCCCGGCUUCUGCGGCCGCCCCCUUCCCAGUGCUGUCUGCCCCGGCUUCUGCGGCCGCCCCCUUCCCUGUGCUGUCUGCCCCGGCUUCUGCAGCCGCCCCCUUCCCUGUGCUGUCUGCCCCGGCUCCUGCGGCCGCCCCCUUCCCUGUGCAGUCUAUGCCAAUUCCCGCGGCCGCCCCCUUCCCUGUGCUGACUGCCCCGGCUUCUGCGGCCGCCCCCUUCCCAGUGCUGUCUGCCCCGGCUUCUGCGGCCGCCCCCUUCCCUGUGCUGUCUGCCCCGGCUUCUGCGGCCGCCCCCUUCCCUGUGCUGUCUGCCCCGGCUUCUGCGGCCGCCCCCUUCCCAGUGCUGUCUGCCCCGGCUUCUGCGGCCGCCCCCUUCCCAGUGCUGUCUGCCCCGGCUUCUGCGGCCGCCCCCUUCCCAGUGCUGUCUGCCCCGGCUCCUGCGGCCGCCCCCUUCCCUGUGCUGUCUGCCCCGGCUCCUGCGGCCGCCCCCUUCCCUGUGCUGUCUGCCCCGGCUCCUGCGGCCGCCCCCUUCCCUGUGCUGUCUGCCCCGGCUCCUGCGGCCGCCCCCUUCCCUGUGCUGUCUGCCCCGGCUCCUGCGGCCGCCACCUUCCCUGUGCUGUCUGCCCCGGCUCCUGCGGCCGCCCCCUUCCCUGUGCUGUCUGCCCCGGCUCCUGCGGCCGCCCCCUUCCCUGUGCUGUCUGCCCCGGCUCCUGCGGCCGCCCCCUUCCCUGUGCUGUCUGCCCCGGCUCCCGCUACCUUAUUAACGGCCACAGCUGCGUUACUGGCCUCAGAUUCUGCCUCGGUGCCUCUGCUCGAAGCCUCUCCAUCUGACUCUGUGCCACCUUUGGUACUUAACACGUCUCUUAAAUUGCCGUCUGUAGCCUCGUCUCCCAUGCCUUUGUUGUCGGCCUCCAGCACUGCUCCCCUUUUGUCAGCUGCCAGGGUGCCCGCCCCUGUAGUGAGCGCCACAUCGGCUCCUUCCACAUCCACUGCCCAGUCAUCUCAUGUGCUGGCAUUGUCUCAGACAUCGUUGUUGGCCGCUGCAGCAUCAUCUUGUGACCCGGUCUCCUCACAUUCCAUAUUGCUACCUUCUCCCUUCGCCCUGGCAUCCCUGCGGAGCUCUGCACCGGCUACCUCGCUUACAUUUACCACCUGCGGUUCUGUCAGUUCAGUAGUCCCUUCUCAGCUCUCGGCCACCUCUUCCCCUGUGUCUGCUGUGGUGACCAAGAUAACCAGGGUGCCCUCUGUAGCAGCUGAUGCCCAGGCUCCGCUGCCAGCUGAGUCCCAGGUCACCUUGCCUUCUGCUUUGGAGCCAGCUGAUGCGUCUCCAUUAGUGGCAUCUGUGCGGCCCCUCAGUUCUGGAUCAUCUCCCUCUCCUCUACCUUGUUUGUCUCUCAGGAUUCCAGCUCCACAGCCCUGUUUGGCUCCAUCUACCCCAGCGUCCAUGCCCUCGAUGCCGGCAUCUUCCUUAGAUCCAGCCUCUCUGCUGGUGGUCCCCGCUCCAGCCUCUGAUCUGUCAUCUCCGCCCGCGGACGCCACCUCUCUGCUGCCGCCCCCUUUGGCCACCCAUCCCCUGCUCAUCUCGUUUUCUGCUCCCCUGACUUUGACUACUGCUUCCCCUUCCUCGGGGGUUUCUGCUCAUUCUCACAUUCCCUUACCCUCUGCCCCGGUGCCCCCUCCCCAGUCAUCGGUCCUGCAUCCCGCGGAUUCACCUAAACCAGUGCCCAUCACUGCGGCAGAAAGUAGUGUAUCCCCCACUGCCCUGAAAGCAGACACAAAGUCCACACUCGCCACUCCCCCAGCUAGCGCACAGGAGCCAUUUCUGUCCCUCUCUGUGGCUGACCCACCACCAGUCAGUGUAGCCAUGAGCUCAACUGCAGAGUCUGACAGCACAGUGGAAGGAGACCACCUCCGACCAUUGCACCAUGAGGUGGUCUCGACGUCUUUGAGACUCCGACGUCAGCUGCCACCUCCCCCUCGCUCUCCAUUCUACUUGGAGCCGCUAGAGGAACGGCGUCGAAAACAGAAAUUGGAGCGACUGGAAAGGAUCUUUCAUCUGAAUGAGAGGAGAAGCAGCUUGGCCCCAGUCUAUGGGACAGAGGUUCUCCGAUUCUGCACCAUGCAGCCCACCGGCCCGCAGACUGAUGCUUUAGGUAGCUGCAGCUUCAGUGCACAGCAGCGCUUGGAGCAGCUGGCCGCCAUCAUCGAGAGGUUUAUAUUUGCUAUGCCUCCUGUGGAGGCCCCACAGAUCACUCUCCACACCUCUCACCCUCCACCCUCUUUGGUCCUGGAAGAGUCCGUCUUCAAAGAUAGACUGUCCUGGGAGCUGACCCCACACACCCGCUGCCUUCAUCGCAUCAUCUCCAAUAUGAGGACCCAGUUUCCUGAUCUUCGCCUCAUACAAUAUGACUGUGGAAAGCUACAAACCCUGGACCGUCUGCUGCGUCAGCUGAAAUCCGGCGGCCACCGCGUUCUCUUAUUCACGCAGAUGACACGAAUGUUAGAUGUCCUGGAGCAGUUCCUGAAUUAUCACGGACAUAUUUAUCUGCGCCUUGAUGGCUCAACACGUGUGGAGCAGAGACAGGUGCUGAUGGAACGGUUUAACAUGGACAAGCGCAUUUUCUGCUUCAUUCUUUCGACCCGCAGUGGAGGGGUAGGCGUGAACCUGACGGGGGCCGACACGGUUAUCUUCUAUGACAGUGACUGGAAUCCCACAAUGGAUGCCCAAGCGCAGGACCGCUGUCACCGCAUUGGGCAGACACGGGAUGUGCACAUCUACAGGCUGGUCAGUGAGCGAACGGUAGAAGAAAACAUUCUGAAGAAAGCCCAGCAGAAGCGUUUGUUGGGGGACAUGGCCAUCGAGGGUGGAAACUUCACGACUGCUUACUUCAAACAGCAUACAAUCAGGGAGCUGUUUGACAUGGAGGAUACAUCUCGGAAAGAAGCUGAAGUGCGCAAUGCAUCCCCAGACCAUAGUACAGAAGAUGGGGCAACAUCUCGGCAAGAGCAUAUACUGGAACAGGCGCUGUGUGGUGCAGAGGACGAAGAGGACACUCUGGCUGCCUCUCUGGUUCGUGCUGAGCAGGUUGCAGAUCUUGCAGAGUUUAAUGAAAACGUUCCUUUGGAUCCAGAAGAAGAAGAACAGAGCCGCGCUGAGCAGGAGAUAUCCGCUCUAGUGGAACAGCUGACGCCAAUUGAGAGGUACGCCAUGUACUAUCUGGAGGCUUCAUUAGAAGAAAUCAGUAAAGAGGAGCUGAAACAGGCAGAGGAGCAGGUAGAAGCUGCCCGUAAAGACCUUUUUCUUGCUAAAGAUGAGGCAGGUCUGAUGACAGAAGAAAAAUGGGAUGAAGAAACCAGGAGAAAUCGGAAAGUAAAGACUCCAGUGCCAAGCAGACCCACCGAACGUGUUGGGGUUCGCAUGAGUGAAAGGCUAAGAGGAAGCAAGCCAGCAGAAAGUGUGGACCAGAUAGAGAGCCCAGCCAUUCCAGACAUUGCACCUCCAUCCCUGGAAAAGGAGGUUAUGCAUAGUAGUCUAUCCCCCACACAGAGCAAUCAAGCCACUCCAGAACCAGAUGCUGCCUGUCCAAGCCCAGAGACCACAGUCAUCCAGACACCUACCAUGAACCCACUCUCCACUACGUUGCUUCCUAGUGGUUUGUCUGAGGAGGACACCAUUCCUGAAAAUAAACCUGAGAAGGAAGAUACUGAGGUCCUUGUGACAGAAAAUGUAGCAGAUACACCCGUGAGGUCCUUGCCGGGCAGCCCCGUGAGGUCCUUGCCGGGCAGCCCCGUGAGGUCCUUGCCGGGCAGCCCCGUGAGGUCCUUGCCGGGCAGCCCCGUGAGGUCCUUGCCGGGCAGCCCCGUGAGGUCCUUGCCGGGCAGCCCCGUGAGGUCCUUGCCGGGCAGCCCCGUGAGGUCCUUGCCGGGCAGCCCCGUGAGGUCCUUGCCGGGCAGCCCCGUGAGGUCCUUGCCGGGCAGCCCCGUGAGGUCCGUGCCGGGCAGCCCCGUGAGGUCCGUGCCGGGCAGCCCCGUGAGGUCCGUGCCGGGCAGCCCCGUGAGGUCCGUGCCGGGCAGCCCCGUGAGGUCCGUGCCGGGCAGCCCCGUGAGGUCCGUGCCGGGCAGCCCCGCACCACCUCGUAGGAAAGUCUAUGCAGAUUGUGAGAUUACACUUGCUGGGGCUACGGAGACCUCACCCACCGCAAAAGUGUUGAGACGGCUGCCAGGACGUCUCGUUACUGUGGUACAAGAACGGCUUCCCACACCUCGCCGCCAAAGCAAAGGUCGGGUGCAUCAGUCAGGCACUGAAAAUGACUGUCAAAGUCCUGAUAUACCUGGUCCUCCUAGCCCUUUCCAUGAUCGCCUAUCUGAAGAGACUUCUGAGACAGGGAGCCCUCCACCAAAGCGAAAAAGAGGGAGACCCCGAAAAGCAGGAGCAGACAUAUCACCAGUCAGUGUCCUCAUUGAUGUGCCCCCUGUGGACUCCACUCUCCACAUUUCUACGGACCUUGGCACUGCUUCUCAAGGGGGUACAAUGGAUUUGGUAACUAGGUCUGUGGUAGUCCAGACACCCGGCAGUCCAAAUAGUUCCUUUAAGAUAAAUUCUGACAGUGAAAGUGGAUCCCCUAUUGAGAAAAGAAAGAGAGGACGACCCCCUAAAAGGCGCGAAGGGUCUCCUAUUGUUGCCACCCCUUUGUCACCCAAAAGACUAGAAUCGCCUCCCGUUGCUUCAUUGAGAUCCCCCAAAGCACACGAAGAGCCCUCAUUUGUUGCUUCGCUGUUAUCCUCUAAUAAAUGUGAAGAACAGUUUGAUGUUACUCCACCAAAAUCUCAUGGCCGAGACUCUGCACCUGACAUUCAGGAGUUGGACACAAAACAAGCGAAUCGCACUUCGUUAUCUGCCCUCAGAAAACCUGACCACAAACAGAAUGAAUUGUUGUUUACUGGUCCCACUUUUGAUUCCAUCAUUCCCAUUAUAUCUUCCAACAUUCCCAUGGUGCCCGCUGAUGGCACAAGCAGCAGUGGUGUUGAGGAGCCUGUGUCCCCACCAAAGCGUAAACGUGGCCGACCACCCAAGUCUCGCCCUGUGUUCAAUGUCCACUCCAGUCCUAUGUUACUUAAUGAUGUGUUAGACAGUUCUCCAGAAAGAUCUCCCAGUCCCCAAGUCACAAGGACUUCUCUACAGAGGAAAUGCAAACCACUUAUUGCAGAAAGCCUGGAAAUGAAGGAGCAGAACUCCUCCUCCCUUGGAGACACCAAUGACUCCUCUGAUGAGGAGGUCACUGUUAGGUUGCCGCUGACGCGUAGUGCCAGGACUAGACUACCGACCACAAGCCAGAUGCCUCCUGCAGUUUUACAGACUUCUGCCGUAUCUUCCAGAUCCCCCCGUGGACGUUCUCCCCGCCCUGCUUCUGUCCAGGAAAACCCCCCCACUAAAAAACGGAAGCCUCCUAGUGUGAGUUCUCCCAGCCCAUCGUCGUCCUCUCCACAUGGCAGCUCCAGUGAGAGCAAGAAGCGCCCUUGUCCCCCUGCAGAACGUGUUCUGCGUAGCUCCCUUACUGCCAACCCUGCCAGUAAUACUCGCUCAUCACGUUCCCCUCUCCUUAAUUCCCCAAAUAGCCACAGAGGCAGAAAGGCCAAAACGUGAGGCAAUGCACUUGGAGUGACAGCGCGUUUCUUUUGGUGAGAAGCCUCCGUGGCAAAUAAUUUGGGGGACAGGAGAUGGGGCCCCAGUGAUUGACCCCCACACACCCAGGUUGGCACUGGCUGAGUGGUGGCUGUGGAACUGCAGCCCUGAUGCUGAGAAUCACAAUCUAUGCAAGAGGACGGGACUUCAUUUCAUUGCAGUGGAUCAGGCACUUUGUUCGCCCCCCGUGCUCUGGUUUGUCAGGCCCUGUAGUAUUAGGUGUCACCAGGCGCUGGGCAUCUCACGGCAGCUCGGUGUUCAAGCUCUGGACUUGUUUCUACAGAAGUUUCUGUAUUUCUUUCAUGAAAAUAAAGUGUUGAGUAAAGUG
Molecule: messenger RNA, 10733 nt
Organism: Bufo gargarizans (Asiatic toad)
Lineage: Eukaryota; Metazoa; Chordata; Amphibia; Anura; Bufonidae
Gene: SRCAP
Product: Snf2 related CREBBP activator protein
Exons: 32
Coding region: 122-10366 (3414 amino acids)
Cellular component (GO): Swr1 complex
Molecular function (GO): ATP binding; ATP hydrolysis activity; ATP-dependent chromatin remodeler activity
Source: RefSeq, a predicted model, not a curated record